CUACAUUAGUGUCAAAUAAGUUGAAUGAUUUGGGUUCUAACUUUCAUAGUUUCUAUAAAAAAAUAACAUUUCAGUUGUUGAUAAUGUAAAAAAUUUUACGUUAUAUUGUGGUUUAUGUGUGCUGCUACAUCUUUUCCGGUUCACAAUGGCAGACAGCAGUGAUUCCGAGGAGUUCUACGAUGCUGAAGAGUUCACACCCAUUAAAGGUUCAAAAAGAUCUUCACUAUGUAAGAAUAUCAGUGUGUCGGAGAGUGGGGAUGCCCCUGACAAGGACAAGCCGUCGGUGGCUAAGACUGAGUCGGCACCCUCUGUGUCCACAGCAGGAACUUCCAGUACACAAGCCACAGAAGCUGCAGCCGUAGAGGAUGACAGAACUACCGUGAAAAGUGUGGUCCAAGGUAGAAGAAGGUUCCAAGAGUUGAGACGCUGCAUGCAAACAGAAGAGGAAGAUGAAGGAGUCAUCGAUGCCACUGGAUCCGUUGACCAGCAGACAUUCACUUCUGAACACCCAUUCAAGAUAAUCGCUCACGACACAAUGAGUCUGCAGAGUAUGACGUCACUCGGCAGGAUCGGCAGGAUACUCAGCGGCGCCUCGGAGUCUCACUCGAAUAUCCGUGAUACCGCGGCGGUACCAUCGGUGUCGUCGAGGGAGCCCUCCACUAUAUCCGAUGAACAACUCGCGGCCGAUGCCAGAACUCAGAACGUGCUAGCGAUGGCUGAGCCGGACGUGAUCGCCAGCACGAAAGCGAAUAGUUUGAAGCACAGUCGCGGGGGCGGCGCCAUCGUCGCCGUCAGCGGGUCCUGCGCCCCGCCCGCCGGGCCCCAAGCGCCGCCGCGACGACGCAAGCGCAACAAGCUGCACGGUUCGCAGUCGCUGUCGACGACGGACGGCGACAACCUCAGCGUGUGCACGACGGACACGGACGAGUAUCGAUACAUCGCGCGGCGACCAGACAAACCGCAGCUCGAUUCUUUGAUCGUUGAGCCGCCACCGCCAAGUGCAGUAAACCAGUCUAUGGCACUACCGAGCCCGGCGAGCACCAUAGAGUCUUUGACCAGAGAGUUUCAAGACUCGCUCGAACUGUCACAUUCUAAAUACGCGAGUGACAGAGGUUCCUUGAGCUUGCACGAGUCGCGAACCAGCGAGCGAUCCGCCGAUCUCUCGAUACACGCCGCCACUGAAUACAAAUAUAAAGAGGAGUGCGUGUGCCGCGGCGACGAGCGCAGCGUGCGCACGCACAGCGAGGGCCGCGCCGCGCCCGCCCAGCACCGCGCCGCCGCCGCACGGCGCAGUAACUCGGAGUCGCUGGGCGGGCGGCGGCGGUCGCUGGGCGACGAGGCGGCGGCGCCGCUGCGGACGCGGACACGCUCGGGGCAGCAGCUCUCCGACAUCGAGAUCCUCGAGCAGGUCACCGUGCUCAACCUCGACACCGGUGAGCGCGUGCCGCUGAGCGUGGCGGAGCACAAGCUGCCGCAGUGCAUCAACCCGCUCAGUCUGCACAUCAUGCGCCUCACCUCCGAGUACAUCGGCCGCGCCAACGACGACAAUACCAGACUUGACGGCAAAAGCAAGCUGUCAUGGCGUCGGCGUCUGUCCACUCUUAAUCUGACGUGGAUGUCAGAACACUCGUCUAAUCUCAGUCUAGCGACUAGGGAGACUGAUGAAGAGAGUGAGAGCGUCUGCGCGGGCGGCGCCGAGGACGAAGCUAAAGAGAUGAAGAGAGAGUCCACUGACAGACAGACAACUGGUAUUAAGAGGAAGACAGAAAAGAUAACGCCGACACUGGUUAAAAGUCAUUCGCAGGACAACAUCAACAAGAAAUUGACACACGAUAUGAACUUCAGGUUGAAGCGUUUCUUCGGCAGUACAGUUAAGAAGACGGUUGACGCUGCUAAAUCGUUAGCUCAGGAGGUGUCCCACGCUCGCCACAAAGAGGAUGUGGCUGACAUUGCUGAUGACGUCAGAGGAGAACAUAAUAUUAAGCUUAAAGCAUCCAACUCUCAUAAGGGACCGUAUGACUUUGAUGGAUGUGUUCGACAUGUUCAAGAGAUGGGCUCAGCGCACUGCGGCGCGGUGUGGUGCUGCAAGUUCAGCGUGUGCGGGCGCCUGCUGGCCACCGCCGGCCAGGACAAGCUGCUGCGGGUCUGGGUCACUCGCGACGCGUACCAUAUGUUCCAGGACAUGCGCACGAAGUACAACUUGGAGCAGAAGUCGUCCCCGACGCCGUCGCAGGAGUCGCUGUCGUCCCUGCCGGCCGCCCCCCCCGCGCCCGCGCCGCCCGCCGCGCCCUUCUGCGCCACGCCCUUCUGCGUCUACUCCGGACACUCCUCCGACCUGCUCGACGUCUCCUGGUCCAAGAACUACUUCAUCCUCUCCAGCUCCAUGGACAAGACGGUCCGCCUGUGGCACAUCUCGCGAGGGGAAUGCCUGUGCACCUUCCAGCACAUAGACUUUGUGACCGCCAUUGUGUUCCAUCCCAGAGACGAUCGCUAUUUCCUGUCCGGCAGUCUGGACGGAAAGCUGAGACUCUGGAAUAUUCCUGAUAAGAAAGUCGCAGUAUGGAACGAAGUAGACGGCAAAACGAAGCUGAUAACAGCCGCGAAUUUCUGCCAAAACGGCAAAUUCGCCGUAGUAGGCACAUACGACGGUCGUUGCAUAUUCUACACAACCGACCAGCUCAAAUACCACACACAGAUCGACGUACGAUCGACGAGAGGGAAAAACUCCACGGGCCGAAAGAUAUCUGGUAUCGAACCGAUGCCGAACGACGACAAAAUCCUCGUCACUUCAAACGACAGCAGGAUUCGACUAUACGACCUUCGAGACUUAAACCUUUCUUGUAAAUACAAAGGUUAUGUGAACGUCUCAAGUCAAAUUAAAGCAUCAUUUUCUCACGACGGGAAGUACAUAGUUAGCGGGUCGGAAAACCAGUGCAUCUACAUUUGGAAGACUUACCACGAUUACUCCAAGUUUACCUCAGUGAGGAGGGAUAGGAACGACUUUUGGGAAGGGAUAAAGGCGCAUAAUGCUUUGGUCACUUGUGCCGUGUUUGCUCCCAACCCGGACCAUAUGAUCCGCAUGAUAUGCGAGCGGGAGGAAGAAGCUAAACUUGCGAAUAACGAUGCUGAUGACAAAGAUGAAGUGAAAGGUGCAGAAGGCGGCAUGGUGGCAUCUUCUCAAACUGGUCACGUGCUUGUCAGCGCCGACUUCAACGGUUGCAUCAAAGUGUUCGUACACAAAGCCAAGCCCAAGCACAGCUCGCUUCCCGCCUCCGCUCUCGCCUGAGCUGCCACCGAGCCCGACGUGGCACCGGCACUUUACAGACGUAUAUCGCCAGCUAUUCGUCAAAUACUUCCAGUAAUUGUUAUUUUCGUGUGCUUUUUACUAAAGAAAGUUGGUGCCAGAAUUUCAGCAUGUUGACUGAUAAGGUUAAUUUGCCUAAUUUUGUGGUCUUGUUUGCUGAAACCCUUUUGGUUACCCAACAUUUUAGGCUCCCCCAAAUGUGAUCUAGAUAGCCAGUUAUCAUAAAAAGAUUAAAAAUAUAUAUCACUCGGCAAAUUGCUUACGGAACCCGUAUCGAUAAUUCCGCGAGUCCAACUCGCACUUGACCGAUUUUGUAUUAUAUGAAAAAAUCACAAUAGUCGUAUCGACUAUCGGUCAAACUUAUCUAUUUAUGGAAUUGAUAGACAAUAUAGUGUAUUAAAAAAUCAUUUAUUAGACAAUUAUCAUGAAAUGUAAGGCUUAGCUAAAAUCGUACCCACGUCGUGACGGUAGUUUAUCUGUACCACAAAGAUAUAACAAAGAGGAAACCUAAGGACCCCAAAAAUACUGAACAUACAUGUAUUUGAAAAAUUAAUUCAAUUGGAAAGCUACACUCGUCUACAUGUAUUAGACAGACAUAUGUGAGAAUAGAGUAUACAAUGGAAGCCUCGUCGAUCAUUAUAGCGUCCCUCUCUAUUUAUCUUUCUAUAUCUCUAGCGUAAACAUUUUAUUUGAACGUUGAAAGAGCAUACUUCAAAAUUCACAGGUACUUCGAGUGUUUCGUGAAACGAUUUCCUCAAAAUCGACUAAAAAGUUCAAUUCUGUUGGUAACAGUUUAGCUAGAUAUUAGGAAUUAAAGCCAAAUUAUCAUUACGAAAUUUCUAGAAGUAAAGACAACGCUAGCAAACUUCAUGAAAUCAAACGAAAGAUAUUAAAUAUCAUUAUAUAAAAAAAAAAAUAAGAAUUUUAAAUGCAACUUGUAUUUUUUUAAUUAUCACAAAAUGAGCAUUGUUUCGAAAUAUAAAUUACCUACUGAACGGAGGAAGUAUGUAAAUGCAUGAAAAAUAUCUUUAGUUCGAUAAAUAUUUGUGCAAUUUAUUUAAUACUUUAUGUUUUAGUCAAUAUGGGUAUAUAAUGGGUCGCUCGGUAUUAAAAAUGUCUUUAGUUUAUUAAGUGACGUAUAUUUUUGUGCAGGCUCCCAAUAUUACACAUCAUUGUAAAACUGUAACAGUAACUAGCAGCAUGAUAACUACUGAAAUAACGCAGCUUGCUCACCAUAUUGUAUUCAACGUCAUUAGUCAUCCAAAUGUCACCACCAGUUCGAUUAGAGUUAACGUGAUAUUAAAUUUAGUGAUUAUAAGUUACUAAGACUCAUCACAAUCUUACGGCCGUUCUUAUAAUCUAUCUGUCUGUUCUAUCGCUCACUAGAGAUAGGUAUUUGUUAUAACUUGUAUGGGUGGGAUAAUGUUAUAAUUUUAUCUCUAGUUAGCAAAUUAUUUGACCUAAUUUGAAUAUAAUUGUAGCGACUAUAAAUAAUGAAAUACUUUGAUUUGAGAAAAAAGCAUAGAAGGUUAUCUACUGACUAACAAUAAUCGUGUAUAUUAUAAAGUCGUAUAUAGAGGCUUAAAAUCAUGAGUUUCAACAACUCUUAUUUAUUAGACUAUAAUUUAUAACAAAAAGCAAAACUCCUGCAAUAGAUUUUUUAUCCGUCACAUCUUAUUGAAAAAUAUAUAAAGAAACUUGAUUGUAAAUUGAUUCUUAUCGUUAUUCGAUUAGGUUCAGUAUGCAAUAAUGUGUAUAAAACGUCAAACGUGUGCUUUUAAUUUUAUUUGUAAAUUGUAAGAUUAAGUAACUCCUCUUAAGUUCGUAUCUAUGACAUAAACUGACUUCACUAAGCAGCUAAAAUUCGAGUCAAAUGUAGAACCGUUGCAAUAUUGUAGUGUAGAGGAAACAAAACCUCUUAAGGUAUUGGUAAGCCAUUAAUUUUACUCUGCAUGAUUGGAUAUCUUGACUGCUCUGUUUUUGUGAAGUAGAUCCAAUGUGCAUGAACAACAUUUGACAGUCUAUUUUAUUAUUGUAUUAUCUCGCAGUGGAGACUUUUAUCAUUGUUUUCCUAUCCUGAUUUCUGGCCUACCUUAUAUCUCAGUUGCUUAUCUGAUCCUUCAUUUAUCACUAAUAGAUACUUACGCAAACCCAAGUUAUAUAUCUCUUUAUAUUUAAAUAUACUCAUAACAAAUAUGUAAUGUAUUGUAUAUUUUAGGCUGUGUUUUCUUUUAUUUUAAAAGAAUAAACAAAAUUAUUAUCGUUUAGCUCUUGCCUUAUGUGAAUGAAGUUUUUUUAUGUAAUAAGUGUACAUUUAGUGUUUGUAUAAAGAUCAUGAUGCCAUCAUAAUUAAAUUGGAAUAUAUUUUUAAAUCGCAUUUACCUUCAUAAAUAAAUAAUCGUUACAUAA
Helicoverpa zea (corn earworm) is the source of this 5713-nucleotide messenger RNA. RefSeq names its product WD repeat-containing protein 44. The transcript has 20 exons. NCBI's taxonomy places the organism in Eukaryota, Metazoa, Arthropoda, Insecta, Lepidoptera, Noctuidae. Bases 146 to 3286 code for a protein of 1046 amino acids. Gene Ontology annotation, molecular function: protein binding. The record is from RefSeq and is a predicted model, not a curated record.